Mollisia scopiformis is the source of this 1835-nucleotide messenger RNA. Its product is annotated as cytochrome P450 alkane hydroxylase-like protein. Gene Ontology annotation, molecular function: heme binding; oxidoreductase activity, acting on paired donors, with incorporation or reduction of molecular oxygen, reduced flavin or flavoprotein as one donor, and incorporation of one atom of oxygen; iron ion binding. The record is from RefSeq and is a predicted model, not a curated record. The transcript has 3 exons. NCBI's taxonomy places the organism in Eukaryota, Fungi, Ascomycota, Leotiomycetes, Helotiales, Mollisiaceae. The coding region runs from base 197 to 1711 and encodes 504 amino acids.
GUAAUGUUUACCGAGUGCUUGGGUACGUACCAACUAGGUUGGUCGCUCCUGUUACAGGAAAUGUUCCACGCUCAGAAUUCUCGUUGAGCUGCCCCUAAGCUUCAGGUCGUUUUUACAACAGGUCAUUUCUUCUUGCUCUGAGCCAGGCUGCCAGCCCCCUAUUCUGUGCCCGCCUUCUCGUCAUUUUGGACACAGUAUGGGCCUAAUAUCGCAAGUUAUUGCCCUUGGGGCGACAGCCUUAAUCCUAUACGUCGCGAUCACCAAGCUCAUCGACAAGAGGUCUUACGAGCGCAAGAAGCAGCAACACGGCUGUGGUGAAGCUGUUAAGUAUCCACAUAGCGAGCCAUUCAUUGGCAUAGACCUUCUCGUCAAAGAUGCAAAAGAGCAUACGGCCUGCAUUUACCUCGAAGAAAUUCAGCACCAGUAUGCCAUCUAUGGCAAGACACACGAGGUUGUUUUCCUUGGAAAGCGUAUGAUUCGGACUAUGGAGCCAAAGAACAUACAAGCAGUCCUCGGUCUCAAUGCGAAAGACUACGGACUACAGCCACUUCGAGAGGGUCUUGCCGAGCCAUUGUUUGGCCAUGGGAUCAAUACGACAGACGGCGAAUAUUGGCAAUACAGUCGAUCCCUGAUUAAACCUACCUUCUCACGAGUAGAAAUCUGCAAUUUAGCUUCUCUGGAGUUUCAUUUCAAAAGGUUAUUAGAGCUACUUCCAAAGGACGGGGCCACAGUUGAUUUACAGCCUCUCUUUUCACGGCUGUUCCUUGAUACAUCUACUGAAUUUCUCUUUGGAAAAUCGGCUGAUACCCUUCUCCCUUUACCGGCCGAAGAGGGAGAACUCUUCAUCAAGUCUUUCGACUACGUGAUGGAAGGCCUUGGCAAUAGAGUCAGAUUGGGUCGUCUCAAGUUCCUUUAUCGAGAUCCGCUCUGGUUUGAAUCUGUCCGUAUCGUGCAUGCAUUCGUCGAAAAACACAUCGAUGUAGCUCUCGAAGGAGAAAAGCAACGCAAGAUGAAUGGAGGCACGGAAGACGAAAAAGAUCAUCGCUACAUCUUGUUAAACGAGAUGGUCAAGCAGACACAAGAUAAGCUGGACCUGCGUUCCCAGAUUCUCGCAGUCUUCAUGCCGAGUCGUGACACGACUGCUUUUCUCGUAGCCAAUAUAUUUCAUGCACUGGCUCGGAAUUCCACCAUUUGGACUAGACUUCGGAAGGAAGUAAUGGCAGUGGGGAGCCAGCCGCUUACAUUUGAGCUUUUGAAAUCUAUCAAGUACUUGCAAUGGGUCAUCAAUGAGGCCCACCGAAUGUACUCCAUCUCCGACAACAACCCACGUUGUGUUUUGGCUGACUCUAUCCUCCCGACUGGUGGUGGACCCGACGAAAAAUCCCCGCUGCUGGUCCGCAAGGGCGAGUACAUUAAUUUCAACAUCUAUUGUCUGCACCAGGACGAAGACAUCUGGGGGCCUGAUGUUGCCGUAUUCCGUCCCGAGAGAUGGGAAGGUUUGAAGCCGUUCUGGAGUUUUAUUCCAUUCGGUGGGGGUCCACGGACCUGCCCGGCGCAGCAGUUAGUGAAUACUGAGGCUGCGUACGUGACGGUUAGGAUGAUGCAGGAGUUUGCGAAGGUAGAAAGUAGGGAUGAGUAUCCAUGGACUGAGCAGUGGCGAAUCGGCCCACACAGUAAGUACGGGUGUAAAGUAAGCUUAACGCCAGCAUAAGGGAUGAGUCUCUGUCUUGAGAGAAUAUCCCACCAAGGGAGAGUGUGGAUGGGGCAAUACCAACUUGACACAUAAAACUCUCUCAGUCUGCAAAAGCUCAUAUAAAAGCAUGUUCUACAUCCUA